Molecule: messenger RNA, 387 nt
Organism: Talaromyces proteolyticus
Lineage: Eukaryota; Fungi; Ascomycota; Eurotiomycetes; Eurotiales; Trichocomaceae
Exons: 2
Coding region: 1-387 (128 amino acids)
Source: RefSeq, a predicted model, not a curated record
AUGGCUUCGAAUUGCUGGAAUAACCUGUUUCUGCCAACAACAUGCUUCACACCGCCGGCGCAUUUGCUGGGUAUGCCACGACCAAAUGUGCCAACAUCCAAAAAUCUACCGCGCUCUUCGCUAACCUCCUCUCCACCCACCAAGCUGGGUCUUGAGUCCCAUUCAAGCUGCGCUCUACGCGACAACGGGAUAUUCCAGCUACCAAUCCUCCCAGUCCCCGUACAUCGUUCAGCUAGCCACGAAUCUGAUCUGGAUGCCGCUGUUUUUGGGCUGCGCUGGUAUGUCGCGGCGGUGGUGGAUAUCGCGGUGCAGUUUGGGUUGGUGCUGGGGUUAGUAAGUAUCGCCGGAUUGAUGGGGUUGCGGCCUGGUUGUUGGAGUCGUAUUUAG